AUGGCCGCCGCCCCCUCCCCUUCCACCGUGGUCGCCGCCCCCUAUCGUGCGACGGCGAGCCCGCCCUCCCGUCCCCCUCUCCUCUGGUCGCCCUCAUGCACUGCAUCGCCUCCUGGUCGCCCUCUCUCUCUCUCUGUAUUCCCCCCUGCCACCACCACCACGGCCAACUCUGGCGAGGUCCGUCGCCAUACAGCACAUCCACGAGCUCAUCUCGUGACGCUGCUCCUUCUCCACCGCGUUGACCCGACGUGCCGCCCCUCUAUGCACGGCCUCGGCUAA
Triticum turgidum subsp. durum (durum wheat) is the source of this 279-nucleotide messenger RNA. The record is from the annotation of a GenBank genome assembly. NCBI's taxonomy places the organism in Eukaryota, Viridiplantae, Streptophyta, Magnoliopsida, Poales, Poaceae.